AUGCAUUUGAUGUACACUUUAGACGCUGAAGGUAAGAGAAUCUAUACCUUGAAGAAAUUGACUGAAUCAGGUGAAAUCACCAAAUCUGCCCACCCAGCCAGAUUCUCCCCAGAUGAUAAAUAUUCCAGACAAAGAGUAACAUUGAAAAAGAGAUUUGGUUUAUUGCCAACCCAAAAAUAA
This is a messenger RNA of Candida tropicalis MYA-3404, 180 nucleotides long. RefSeq names its product snoRNP complex protein (gene NOP10). Gene Ontology annotation, cellular component: box H/ACA snoRNP complex; box H/ACA telomerase RNP complex. The transcript has a single exon. Bases 1 to 180 code for a protein of 59 amino acids. NCBI's taxonomy places the organism in Eukaryota, Fungi, Ascomycota, Pichiomycetes, Serinales, Debaryomycetaceae. Gene Ontology annotation, biological process: snRNA pseudouridine synthesis; positive regulation of telomerase RNA localization to Cajal body; ribosome biogenesis. Gene Ontology annotation, molecular function: box H/ACA snoRNA binding; telomerase RNA binding. The record is from RefSeq and is a predicted model, not a curated record.